This is a messenger RNA of Cercospora beticola, 507 nucleotides long. RefSeq lists its product as uncharacterized. Lineage: Eukaryota; Fungi; Ascomycota; Dothideomycetes; Mycosphaerellales; Mycosphaerellaceae. Gene Ontology annotation, cellular component: extracellular region. The record is from RefSeq and is a predicted model, not a curated record.
CAGUACUGCUCCAACUUACAACAAUCCCAGCCUCUCCUCACUCAAUCAUGCAGUACCAAAUCCUUGCCUUCGCUGCUCUGGCAGCUGCCCUCCCACAAGGCAACACCGACGGUGACCAACCCCUCACUCCUCCAGUAGCUGGCUCCGUCGAUGUCUGCACUGGUGGCUACACUGCUCAAUGCUGCGCAACCAACGUCUUGGGCCUUGCCAGCCUUGAGUGCUCCCAAGUGCCGGAUGUCAUCACCUCGAGGGCUAACUUCCAAGCCCAAUGCGCCGACCAAGGCCUUUCAGACAAUUGCUGUCUGAUUCCUAUCCUCGGCCAGGGUCUGAUCUGCCAGUCGCCUCAGGGCAACUAGGAGAUGACCAUUAUAUCAGAUAUCACCACACAAGCUAUGAUAAGAUGCAAUAGAACAUAAUCAUAUACCCACACUCCCAAAAUCCGUGGAGCUGAUCAUAUGGGGUCCCUCAAAAACAUUCGCAUUGCAAGGACUGACCCUAUCCCGGUUC